Messenger RNA from Torulaspora globosa, 1437 nucleotides. RefSeq names its product DExD/H-box ATP-dependent RNA helicase DHH1 (gene DHH1). The record is from RefSeq and is a predicted model, not a curated record. The transcript has a single exon. Gene Ontology annotation, molecular function: ATP binding; mRNA binding; RNA helicase activity. Gene Ontology annotation, biological process: cytoplasmic stress granule assembly; P-body assembly. NCBI's taxonomy places the organism in Eukaryota, Fungi, Ascomycota, Saccharomycetes, Saccharomycetales, Saccharomycetaceae. Bases 1 to 1437 code for a protein of 478 amino acids. Gene Ontology annotation, cellular component: P-body; cytoplasmic stress granule.
AUGAGCGAAGAUCAAUCCUGGAAAUCACAAUUAAAUAUCCCAAAGAAGGAUACGAGGCCCCAAACUGAAGAUGUUUUGAACACUAAAGGUAACACUUUUGAAGAUUUCUAUCUGAAAAGAGAACUGUUAAUGGGUAUAUUUGAAGCUGGUUUUGAAAAACCCUCGCCAAUUCAAGAAGAAGCUAUUCCGGUGGCGAUAGCCGGGAGAGAUGUUCUCGCAAGGGCUAAGAACGGUACUGGUAAGACUGCAGCUUUUGUUAUUCCAGCUUUAGAGAGAGUUAAGCCUAAAUUGAAUAAGAUACAGGCAUUGAUUAUGGUUCCCACCAGAGAGUUAGCGUUACAAACUUCGCAGGUGGUGCGUACUUUGGGUAAGCAUUGUGGUGUUUCAUGUAUGGUGACCACAGGUGGUACCAACUUGAAGGAUGAUAUUUUGAGAUUGAACGAGACAGUGCAUAUUUUGGUAGGUACUCCAGGAAGAGUACUAGAUUUGGCUUCCAGAAAAUUAGCCGAUUUGAGCGAAUGUUCCUUGUUCAUUAUGGACGAAGCCGAUAAGAUGCUUUCCCGCGAUUUCAAGACCAUCAUUGAACAGAUCUUAAUCUUUCUACCUCAAUCAUACCAAUCACUGCUUUUCAGUGCUACUUUCCCUCUAACAGUUAAGGAGUUCAUGGUCAAGCACUUAAACAAACCGUAUGAGAUUAAUUUAAUGGAAGAGUUGACAUUGAAGGGUAUCACUCAAUACUACGCAUUUGUCGAGGAGAGGCAAAAGCUUCACUGUCUCAAUACUCUGUUUUCAAAGCUGCAAAUCAAUCAAGCUAUCAUCUUUUGCAAUUCUACUAAUCGUGUUGAACUACUGGCCAAGAAAAUCACCGACUUAGGUUAUUCAUGUUACUAUUCGCAUGCAAGAAUGAAACAGCAGGAGAGGAAUAGGGUUUUCCACGAGUUUCGCCAAGGCAAGGUUCGUACUUUGGUUUGCUCAGAUCUGUUGACUCGAGGUAUUGACAUUCAGGCAGUGAAUGUAGUGAUAAACUUCGAUUUCCCUAAAACUGCGGAAACCUAUCUUCACAGAAUUGGUAGAUCCGGGAGAUUUGGUCAUCUUGGAUUAGCCAUCAACCUAAUCAAUUGGAAUGAUCGCUUCAACCUCUACAAAAUUGAGCAAGAAUUGGGCACCGAAAUUGCAGCAAUCCCAGCAACUAUUGAUAAGUCCUUGUACGUUGCAGAAGAUACCUCUGCUGUUCCCGUUCCAUUCCCCAUUCAACAACAGCAGACAGUACAGCUUUCCCAACCUCAACAAUACGUGCCACCACAGCAACAAAAUCACCAAAUUCACCCCCAAGUUCAUCCGCUUCAGACAAUGUCUCAACCUCAGCGUGGCAUAUCUCCUCAAGAUAUACCUCCACCUCAAAUGCAAGGACACUUCGCCGCGCAGCCUCAGUACUGA